Messenger RNA from Belonocnema kinseyi, 1475 nucleotides. Its product is annotated as ejaculatory bulb-specific protein 3-like. NCBI's taxonomy places the organism in Eukaryota, Metazoa, Arthropoda, Insecta, Hymenoptera, Cynipidae. The record is from RefSeq and is a predicted model, not a curated record. Bases 359 to 706 code for a protein of 115 amino acids. The transcript is spliced from 3 exons.
CGGGCCAGUGCGUCCCCAGAUUUCGUGCUGAGAGGAACGGCGGCUUACUUACAUAUUUUAAAUCUAAAAUCUAACUUGUACCUAUAUCCUCAGUCCUCCCUUCUGCAGUUGCACUCAUUUUCUCUCUUCCUCCAGCACGUACAUUUCAUUGUUGGUUCCUCAGUUGCUCCACUUUCCAGUUUGCUGUUUUCAUCCACCUGUUACGCAUUCCCUCCGCGUCAUUGAAAAGACCGAUAGAUAAAUCUUGCCCUUCCUUCCGACUCAAAAAUCGAGUAAUCGUGAAAUUGACCACUUGCCAAUCAGUUAUUGUCGCUCCGUAGUUCUACGACACUUUCUCGGCUCUCUUCACUAUUUCACCAUGACUUUAUUAAUCAAGGUUUCGUUGAUGUGUUUGGUGAUGUACGUAACAAUGGCUCAAUCAGCCGAAGAUCAGAAUGCUGCAAGAACUCGAGUCUCAGAUGAACAAUUGAAUCUUGCUUUAAGUGACGAACGCUAUUUAAGAAGACAACUGAAGUGUGCUUUGGGUGAAGCAUCCUGUGAUCCAGUGGGUCGUCGACUGAAAAGUUUGGCGCCGCUAGUCUUAAGAGGUUCCUGCCCUCAGUGUAGUCCUGAAGAAACUCGUCAGAUCCAAAAGGUUCUAUCUCACAUUCAAAGAUCUUUCCCAAAGGAAUGGUCCAAGAUAGUGCAGCAGUAUGCUGGAUUCUAGAUGACAUCAACUAAAAAGAAAAGUAAAGAACUGUAAAGAAACUGCCCGGACUGCAACGUUAGAGACGAUGAGAGAGAAACGGAGACAUAAGAAAGUGAGAAUGAGAGAGUGAGUGUGUGAGUGAGAAAGGAAGAGAGUGAAAGUUGAUUGCAAGCGCUUUGGGAAUUCCAAUAGGAGAUGCGAAGUGUCUAUGUCGCUAUUCCACUCUUGAUGACAUUUGAAUCAAUCGCACUUUUUCAUACCCUCAAUUUACCGUUAGGUGAUCCUUGUUUCAUGACGUGAUUAACUUUCAAUUAUAUUCAUCUCCAACUUUCUCUUCUAUAUCUCUUGAUUUAAUCCAUGGACAUAGGAAACACGGGACUAGGCAUGCUAUCCGAACUUUGGCGUGCGGGGUUGAGUUAACGGGAAGGGGGAGAAUUUCAUGAGUGGGGAGGGCCGCUAUCUUAUGAUGUGCCACUUGAUUAUAUGCGCACAAGCGUUUUGGGCCGACAAACUGUGAAAGAAAAUUUAAACAUGUGGGUGCUGCCAUGUUUGUCGCGGGACAUCAAAAGAUGGCAGACCUCCCCCUUCAUUGCAUCAGCCCCGCAAUAGCAUGCCUAGUCCCGUGUUUCCUAUGUCCAUGAUUUAAUCCCUAGAAAAAUUUAUCACAAAAAAUACAUAAGAUUCCGGAUGUAUAUUUGUUUUUAUACAAGACAGUUGUUUUAUUUAAAUGUGUACUCACAUUGUACCCAGAAUUUGUUAUUAUAAUAAAGGUAUUUCUGUAUAUGUA